Messenger RNA from Meriones unguiculatus (Mongolian gerbil), 6392 nucleotides. RefSeq names its product solute carrier family 22 member 23 (gene Slc22a23). The transcript has 11 exons. The record is from RefSeq and is a predicted model, not a curated record. Gene Ontology annotation, biological process: transmembrane transport. NCBI's taxonomy places the organism in Eukaryota, Metazoa, Chordata, Mammalia, Rodentia, Muridae. Gene Ontology annotation, molecular function: transmembrane transporter activity. The coding region runs from base 495 to 2564 and encodes 689 amino acids. Gene Ontology annotation, cellular component: membrane.
CCGGCUCCGCAGGCUGGCGGCGAGCUCGCGGCUUCCGGGAGCGCCCCGAGUCGGCGGAGGAUCUUCCAGCCCGCGGCCGGCGGCGGCGGGGGCGGCCCCGGCACAAGGCGCACCGGUGUCCGCAGGGCCCCGAGUCGCCACAAGGACGCGGGUCCGGCGCGGCGCCGGCUCCUCCUCCUCCUCCUCGGCCGGCGCGCGGCAGCGGAGAGCUUCGGAGCUCGGCGGACGCCCGGGGCCGCGGGGCGGAUGAGCCGCGGCGGCUGAAGGCUCGACCGGCCUCUGCCGGCGCCCGAGCGGGGCCGCGACGCCCAGGGCGCGGGGGUGCGCGGGUGACAUGGGGACGGCCUGACUCGCAGGGCCCGGAGCGUUCUCUCUGGCCGCGGCGGGCCCUCCUCGGCGGCGGCUGCGGGCGCCCGGCCCGGCGCGCUGUGCCGGGGCGCCCGCCGAGCUCCGCCGCGCUCUAUGCGCCUCUGCGGGCGCCGCGGGCCCUGGCCAUGGCGAUAGACCGGCGGCGCGAGGCGGCGGGUAGCGGCUCCGGGCGGCAGCCGGCCCCGGCGGAGGAGAACGGCUCCCUGCCGCCCGGGGACGCGGCGGCCUCGGCGCCCCUCGGUGGGCGCGCGGGCUCCAGCGGCAGCGCGGAGAUCCAGCCCCUGCCCGCGCUGCACCCCAGCGGCGGCCAGCACUCGGGCUGCUGCGCAGCGGCAGCCGCCCCGAGCCUCCUGUUGCUGGACUACGAUGGCUCGGUGCUGCCCUUUCUCGGGGGCCUGGGCGGCGGCUACCAGAAGACCCUGGUGGUGCUCACCUGGAUCCCGGCGCUGUUCAUCGGCUUCAGCCAGUUCUCGGACUCCUUCCUCCUGGACCAGCCCAACUUCUGGUGCCGCGGGGCCGGCAAAGGCACCGAGCUGGCGGGUGCCACUGUCACCGGCCGGUGGGGCGACAUGAGCAACUGGACCAGCCCCCCGGCCACCCCCUUCUCCACUGCCGCCUGGGGGACCACGAGCGACCGGAGCAACAGCAGUGACACGCCACCCCUCCCGUCUCCUCCGGGCAAGGGGAACAACGACUCAAAUUGCGACUGCCACGCGUGGGACUACGGCAUCCGAACUGGCCUUGUCCAAAACGUGGUCAGCAAGUGGGAUCUUGUGUGUGAUAAUGCCUGGAAAGUCCAUAUCGCUAAGUUCUCCUUACUGGUUGGAUUAAUCUUUGGCUACCUAAUAACUGGAUGCAUUGCUGACUGGGUUGGCCGGCGGCCUGUGCUGCUGUUCUCCAUCAUCUUCAUUCUGAUCUUUGGACUGACUGUGGCGCUGUCAGUGAAUGUGACAAUGUUCAGUUCACUCAGGUUCUUUGAAGGAUUUUGCCUGGCUGGAAUCAUCCUCACCUUGUAUGCGUUACGAAUAGAGCUAUGCCCUCCAGGAAAACGGUUCGUGAUUACCAUGGUAGCAAGCUUCGUGGCCAUGGCGGGGCAGUUCCUCAUGCCGGGGCUGGCUGCACUGUGCAGAGAUUGGCAGGUGUUGCAGGCCCUCAUCAUCUGUCCCUUCCUGCUCAUGCUGCUCUACUGGUCGAUUUUCCCUGAGUCUCUCCGAUGGCUAAUGGCUACCCAGCAGUUUGAGUCAGCCAAGAAGUUGAUCCUGUACCUCACCCAGAAGAACUGUGUGAGCCCUGAGAGUGACAUCAAGGGAGUGAUGCCUGAACUAGAAAAAGAACUUUCACGGAGGCCCAAGAAGGUGUGCAUCGUGAAGGUGGUGGGGACGCGGAACCUGUGGAAAAACAUCGUGGUUCUAUGUGUGAACUCGCUGACAGGCUACGGGAUCCACCAUUGCUUUGCCAGAAGCAUGAUGGGCCACGAGGUGAAGGUGCCACUCCUGGAGAACUUCUACGCUGACUAUUACACCAUGGCCAGCAUCGCACUGGCCUCCUGUCUGGCCAUGUGUGUGGUAGUCAGGUUCCUCGGGCGCAGGGGAGGGCUGCUGCUCUUUAUGAUCCUCACCGCCCUGGCCUCACUCCUGCAGCUUGGGCUCCUCAACUUAAUCGGCAAAUACAGCCAGCAUCCAGACUCAGAAUUGCAGCUGAAGUUGGCCGUAGGGAUGAGUGACAGCGUCAAGGACAAGUUCUCCAUCGCCUUUUCCAUCGUGGGCAUGUUUGCAUCCCACGCAGUGGGGAGCCUCAGUGUGUUCUUCUGUGCAGAGAUCACCCCCACAGUGAUAAGGUGUGGUGGGCUGGGGCUGGUGCUGGCCAGCGCAGGCUUUGGCAUGCUGACAGCGCCCAUUAUUGAGCUGCACAACCAGAAAGGCUACUUCCUGCACCACAUCAUCUUCGCCUGCUGCACGCUCAUCUGCAUCAUUUGCAUCCUCCUGCUGCCAGAGAGCAGGGACCAGAACCUGCCCGAGAACAUCGCCAAUGGGGAACACUACACGAGGCAGCCCUUGCUGCCACACAAGAAGGGAGAACAGCCAUUGCUGCUCACCAACGCUGAGCUCAAGGACUACUCGGGCUUGCACGAUGUGGCUGCAGUGGGUGAUGGGCUGCCAGAGGGGGCCACUGCCAAUGGCAUGAAGUCCAUGUAGCUUGCUGGGCCACACCGCCAUUCCACCAGUCCCCUGGGGUGUGAAGGGCUGGGGAAAGUUUGCACACAGGUUUACAGACCAGAGAGAAGAUGUGUGGCUGGGGGAGGAGUCCAACUCUGCUGCUGACUCCACUCAACGGGGAAACCUCCAACUGGUGUGGGGCAAUGAAUUCUGUCUUUCCAGAUAUCCGAGGAACAGAUCUGAACAGCCAGAUGCUUUGGAAAUAACCCUCUGAAAGACUUUCUUUUCUGCCAUUAAAUGUUUAUAUUUAUUUUGGUCAUUUUUACGAGAAGCACUUUAUUCCCUUCCCUCUCACUGAUCAUGAAGCAGCAUCUCCUUCAGGAGUGAGGCAGGGUCACUCUGAGGAAGUCCCUGUAAGUGACCAAUGCAGUGGCCAGUCCCCUCCCUGGAGGCGACACUCAACUUCCUUCUCCACUCAAGAAGACAGAGGUCAUCUGUAGGCCAGGACCCCUACCUCCAGGCUCGCUGCCAUGGACAGUUGUGCCUCUCAAGUGGAGCAUCCUUGGGACUACAUUUUAGACAGAAGAAUAUGUACAUGAAUUGGGUUUGUUUGUUUGUUUUUCUAGAGUCUUUAUAUUUUAAAGUUGGGUUCUUUCCUUUCUGUUUGUUAGGUAGUUUCCAUCCCCUGUGUUGGGAAAGCAGCCCCCAAGUGUCAGAAGAGCCAGCUUAAUAUUUCUUUCCUUCAGGAUCAUCCUUUUGUACUUGAUCUGGAAGUUUUUGUGGGGAAACUUCCAUACUUCACCAGAAAUCCUACAUGAUGAGAAAGCACCAGUUUCCUGACGCCGGAUUUGCUUAGUUAAGUCCACAGUAGGUGUCCUGUUGAGGUUGGAGACAUGUUUGUUUCUGCUAAGAAGCUUUCCCAGACUGAACUCCAGCAGCAAAGGUCCCUCUUCCCCAGUCAGCUUUGUUGCCAGCACUACUUGAAAAUGUGGCCACUCUCAGAACUCCAAACAUCAGGAAAAUAACUGAAAAAGACAACUAGGGCAAAUCCCAGGAGGGAGCCUUGCUCUCCCACACAAGGCCGCCACCCACAUCUCCAGCACACACCAUAGAGAGCUCCAGCUUGGAUGGCUGUCACUCUGACAUCACAACAGUGCCCACAGCACCUGGAGGCGGUCCACCUCAUGUCUUCCUCAAUGGCUUCCUGCCUGUCACUCACUCAGCACAAAGGGGCCUUGGGCAAGAGUGCAGGCUGCUCAUAGGUGAGUCCAUGUGGCCUCUAGUCCCCUGAAAGCAGCAAGAAGUGAGAGAAAGCAAUAACUCACCAAAGCUCAACUCCCAUCCUGUGCCAGCCUCCCAGGAUCUCCCUUAUCUGUAUCCCUCAUCUUGCCCAGACAGCAGGGCACCAGGGCUGCUAAGAAACCAGCCUCUGGACCUCUGGCAGCAAGCAGCUCAGGCACCAGCUUCUCUGUGUAUCGUGGCUUCUUCUCAACCACCUGCCUUGCCUCUUGCCAUGUGUCUCUACCACGUGUUCUUCCAGGGAAAUCACGGUCUCGAGCCUAUGUAGGCAACUAAGUGACUUCCAAGUGACAGUUGCUAGAAUUCAAAGGCCAGAAAAGGGUUGAGUUUAUCCCCUUCUAGCUCCUUGUCUGGUUUGUUUUUUGCAGUCUCACCUGCUUCUCUUCCACAUCCAAUAGAUACAUCAGCAGAAGCCAGCUGCCUUGAUCAAGACCUCAUGAGGGUAGUGACGCAAUAUCCAGCCAUGUUUCUGGCAGCUGGCUUAUGUUCUCUUUGAUGCCUGGGGUCCUGAGUGCUUUGUUUGAGGACCAGUGUCUAAGGGAGAGGCUGUGUGGCCAGUCCCUGAUACCUGCUCCAAGUCCAACUUACCUUCACCCUCCCUGGUGUCUUAGUCACCUGUCUUCCAUGCCUUGGUGUUAGUACACAUCCUCUUUCCAAAGCCUCUCUACAUCUGUGCAGCCUUUGCGUGCCAAACUUGUAAGUUACCUUUCACCUUUCACCUUUCCCAGGGUGCCCGCUACCAAGUCACCUGGCAGCGACCUCUUGUUAAUGAGACAUAUAGUUGAGAGUAGUAUCACACUGGUUGUGCUGGCCUUCUUAAACAUGGAAGCCACAGACAGAGUACUGCAGGAAUCACUAGGGAAAUAGUGUCAAGGUAUAGCACUUCUAAACUUCUUUUCAAGGACCUCAAAUGGCAAUGGUAAAAAACACUGGGCCAACGCUGCAGCAACCGGAGGCAAGGCAAUCAACCCGACAGGGAUGAGCAGAGAAGCUGCCAGUGAGGCAGGGACCAGGGGAUAACCAAGCAGAGGAAGUUCAGGAGGCCAAGUGCUGGCAGUGUCCUGCCCUUCCCGUGGCAGCCUCAGAGGAAGGCUAAGCAGUUCAGUUCCUGUUUCGGUGCACAGAUAACUGAAGCUGCUAGAACACCUUCAGAAAAGGAAGCCACAACAGGAAAGCUUGCUUGUAGGCAAGCCUGCUGCGUGGUCUGACCAAGUGAGAAUGGGAGCAGGACACCCAGGCCUCAGACACUCUGGCCUAGCUUCAUGAGAAGACAGCCGCAGCCCAACUCCCUGGCACCAAGCUGCCAUCCCUAAACCCAGUCCUGUGCUCCCGGUGGGUCGAUGCUUCUCAGGCACUGGCCCUUUCUGUUGGGCCCCUCCCUCCCUGGGGAACAUCAGAAGGUAUGUAAUCCUACUCUCCACCCAUCCCUGCACCUGUUUGGGCUGGAUAAGUUCUUCGUUCUGCUCUUUAUUAAGUCAAAUAUUAUGAAAUAUCUAAUUAUUAGCACCCAAGACAAAUAGGAAAAAAGGUUUAGAUGUUUUUGUGUUUUGAGACUAGAAUCACCUGCACCUGGAGGACAGGGCUGGUAAAUGGGUUUGGCCACAAAACGGAAAGCAAGCAAAACCAGACCUCGUUAAGGGGAGUAUCACACCGGUCAUGACUACUUCCCAGAGCCAAACGAGAAGUCCCUGAACUGGAAGUGCCAUUCAAAGAAUCCCAUGACCAUCACACACCCAGGCUGUGGGUGCCACAUGGGUUGAGGGAGGCCCACACUUCAACUCCUCCUUGUCCCGAAGGACACCACCUCACUCUAAUGUAUUGUGUGUGUUUUGGAGAAGCAGUCAGUACGCUGUGUUGUGUCCAGUGAGGGCCGCUUCCCUACCUCUGUCCUUCCUGCAACCCGACCAUGCGUGCUUCUCCUCUAAGAGCCGCAUGACUGUACAUGUCGAUGGGGGCGGUACCCGUUCACAGCACAAGUUCAUGUUGCGCUCUGAACUGUCAAUUCACAGCUGCGUGUCUGCAUGGUGUCGCAUCUGUUGUACCUUUGGGGAAAAUUUGUAUGUAAAUGUACAGAAAUAAAAAAUGUUGCCCCAUGAACAGAUUUCCUCUGGAAUGUCUUCCCUACCUCACCUGAUGGUAUCCACAAAGGGCAUCUCACUACCACUGAGGACGAGUAACAAAUCCUCCAUGCUGAGCAGACCUCCCUGGGUCACUCCUUUCAAGGCUUCUCCUGUAAGCGGCCUUCACUUGCCCGGGGGCCUUGUGGCAUCUCAUUCUGCUUUACGAAUCCUAGUCAUAAAAGGUAGUCAGAGGCUGAGAUCGGAUUAAGCCUAAAUGUUUAUGUAGUGUCGUUCUCAAACCAUCUGAGAACUCGGCACAUUUAAGAGAAAUUUUUUUUUCUCAUUUAUGUUCUGCUAAUCCGUGGCCUGAGGAUUCCUAGAGAGGUCAAGGAAUGACUAUCUACACUGUGAUUCUGUGAGGAAAGACUGAUAACCCAAAACUCUCUUCUCUAAUGUAGUAUUUUUUAACAAGAAAACAAUAUUUCUUUAAUAAAGCAUUUAUACCAAA